GUUGAAUAACAAAUUCGUCAGUCAAUAAAAAUACGUACUGUUUUCAGUAGGUAACAAAAUAAAAAGAAAUUUAGUUAAGACCUUGAACGGCUUGUUCAGGUAGAACUAUAAAACUUGUCUGUAAACUCGCUAGCCUAAUUUAGAAAAAAAUGUGAAGUUAUAGAAAUACAUUCAUCUUCAUUUUAAUUGUGUACUCACCAAAAAAGAUAAGAUAAAACACAGAUAUGGAACUAUAGUCCUAUGCAUAGAGUGAUUCACCUGCUUUAUUUAGGUGGAUGUAUUCUAUUGAAAUAAUAUGUAGUAAGGUGUUCGUUGAAAAGUGCUGUUUAUCCAAUAUUCAAACUAUUCCAAGUGAAAAAUGUACUUCGGUAAAACGAGGUCAAUUCGGAACCAAGAACUUACAAUAGACAGUGUCGUUUCCACCCAACCCGAACUUGGGCCCAAUAUACCCGACGGAGGAUAUGGCUGGCUCGUAUUUUUUGCAACCUUGUUCUUUCAGGCCCUGAUACCAAGUUUGACCGUAAGCUUUGGAGUAUUUCUGGCAUUUUCGAGACUAAAAGUUAUAAACAGAAGUGAUACAAACCCUAGACUAUGGGACGACAGCUUUAUGUAUGCUCCGUUGUUUUUUAUCACUACAUGGACAGUUUUUGAUCCAACUUCCAGAUCUCUUAUUUCUUCGAGCACAUGGCCAAGACUUGUUGCAACUGCCGGCACCUGUUUGACCUGCGCAGGCCUUUUGUUUUUGUGGAUGGGUUUAACGGAAUAUGGUGGGAGUGUUUUGUUUUCGCUAGCCGGAAUUGCAUGUGGUGUUGGUGCAUCAAUUCAAACAUCACAAUGCGAAAUAUUGUUAGCCCAGUACUUUAGACUGAAGCAUGGUCUCCUAGUCAACAUAUCUCAAGCAGUAACAGCUCUGGGAUUCGUCAUAGCUCCCAUUGUAGUAGGACAUACCAUUCUUGCUACAAACCUAUUUAACGUGAUAUUAUGGUACCAAGCUGUUAUUUUACAGGGCCUAGUUUGCAACUUAGUAUUUAAGAAACCUCAGUACUUAAAGUCGAAACAAAGAAAUGCUUACAAUUAUGUAUCGUCUAAUCCAGACGAUGAAGAAGAUAUCCUCUCUAAAAACUCUAGAGAACUUCAAAUUAAGAGGCAAAAUAGUACAGGAAGUAACGUAACCAUAGAAAAGCAUCAAAUAUCUACUCCUAAAGAACCAAAUAUUCAGGAAAUUUCCGAACCCAGUAGUAGUAGUAAAAAUACCAAAACACCUGAGAAUUGGGAAUCAUUUGACAAUGAACAUAAGGAUGAGAAACAUAAUUAUGAAAGUUUAAAAGAAGAAUGGGAAACAUUCGACGAAGAUGAAGAGGUGAAACAAAAACCAAAGACUAACUCAUGGGUAAAAUUUGAAGAUGAACCAAAGCUUAAUACCAAAAAUUUACAACUUGAAUUAGCAUUUGCCGAAGAAAGAGAAAAUCCCGGGCCUACUACAAGUAUUUCAGGUGUGCCUAUGCCUCUUUUCUCAGACCUGCCAGUCAACAAUAACAAUACAUAUUCGUAUGACAUCUUGGAGCAAGAUGUCUACACACCAAGACCUGCAGUAUUCAUGCCUACAACUAUUGAAAAAUAUUCCAUAACUAGACUUGAAAUAUUAAAGCAGCCGACAUUUUACAAGUCGUUCUUGACUGUAUUAACAACCAAAUUCUCGAUUUUCGUUUACUACAGUUUAUUUCCAUUGUACGUUUACCAAGAAGUAGCCAAAAUUAAUAUGAGAGAUAUGACAACUUUGGUUGGUUGCUUAUCUAUUACUAGUUUUUUGUUUACUGGAGUAUCUCAUUGGAUAAAUAUUGAUAAAAAAAGGAGGCCUAUAUGUUUGUGGGCAUUGUGCUGGGUUGGUGCCUUUGGAUAUUUUAUGGUAGCCGAUUCAAAAUCAAAACAAGUUUUAAUAUUUGGAGCCAUCCUAGUAAUUCUUAGUAUUUCUACAUUACAAUAUGUUGGUAUGCCUCUGCUGGGAUUAACAAUAAGAGGAGAAACGAAUAAAGAAUUUUGUUUAACAAGUGUUAUGAGUGGCUGUGCAUUUCUAUUCUUUCUGAUUAUUAAUGCUUCUUUCAAAAACUGUUUUAGGCUAAUGGCCUUACUUCACUUUUUCACAGGAGCAGUAUGGUUUUCAAAUUAUAUUUAUAAGAAAAUAAAAAUUUAAUUAAACGCCUUUGUAAUCUUUACUUUUUAGUUAUAUUUUGUAAAUAAAUAUGUCCAAUGUAAAAUAAGCCUUCAUUUUGUUAUUACCACCAAACGUCACCUUUACUAGUGA
This is a messenger RNA of Psylliodes chrysocephalus, 2302 nucleotides long. NCBI's taxonomy places the organism in Eukaryota, Metazoa, Arthropoda, Insecta, Coleoptera, Chrysomelidae. The record is from the annotation of a GenBank genome assembly.